AUGUAAAAUCAGAUUCACCAGUUUCAUUAACUAAACAAAACCUAUAAGGAAGAUCAAAUUAAACACCAAUAUAUAAUUAAAAAAAGAAAUUUAUUAGAGUUGAUUUACCCACUUAGUUUCACCAAAAAUCGCUGUUGUCUUAGAAGUAUUAAAAUGGUUAAAUAAAAUAUUUCUAGAAGAUAAUAUGUUUUUUCUUGCCAUCUUGUANGUAUAGGUUUUACAAAUAAAGGUACUUGCACUGUUUAUAUUCCAAUAGGUGUUUCUUUACAAAACCUUAAGAUAUAUGAAGAUGCAAUUAGUUGCUAUGAUAAAGCAAUCUCAAUAGAUCCAAAUUUUGCAAUUGCCUAUAAUAACAAGGGUAUUUAUUGUUAAUAUUCCAAUAGGUGCUUCUUUACAAAACCUUAAGAAAUAUGAAGAUGCAAUUAGUUGCUAUGAUAAAGCAAUAUAAAUAGAUCCAAAUUUUGCAAAUGCCUAUAAUAAUAAGGGUAUUUAUUGUUGAUAUUCCAAUAGGUGAUUCUUUACAAAACCUUAAGAAAUAUGAAGAUGCAAUUAGUUGCUAUGAUAAAGCAAUCUCAAUAGAUCCGAAUUAUGCAAUUACCUAUAAGAAUAAAGGUAUUUAUUGUUUUAAUAGAAAUAGGUGAUUCUUUAACAAUAUUAAAAAAAAAUAAAUAAGCCAUAGAAAAUUAUGAGCUAGCAAUUAAAUAUUGUAAAAGUGACGAGAAUGAAUUCAAAAGAAGAAUUUAGUAAAUAAAAAAUAACAAAUGA
Messenger RNA from Paramecium primaurelia, 765 nucleotides. Lineage: Eukaryota; Ciliophora; Oligohymenophorea; Peniculida; Parameciidae. The record is from the annotation of a GenBank genome assembly.